This is a messenger RNA of Solea solea (common sole), 1522 nucleotides long. It is a transcript of the gene zdhhc4, whose product is annotated as zinc finger DHHC-type palmitoyltransferase 4. The record is from RefSeq and is a predicted model, not a curated record. Gene Ontology annotation, molecular function: protein-cysteine S-palmitoyltransferase activity. Bases 359 to 1429 code for a protein of 356 amino acids. Lineage: Eukaryota; Metazoa; Chordata; Actinopteri; Pleuronectiformes; Soleidae. The transcript is spliced from 6 exons. Gene Ontology annotation, cellular component: endoplasmic reticulum; Golgi apparatus. Gene Ontology annotation, biological process: peptidyl-L-cysteine S-palmitoylation; protein targeting to membrane.
GCGUGGGCUGAAAGUGAAACUGGGGGGCACGGGGGGGAAACCAAACCAACCGGGGAUUAAACCUUUUAAAAAUGCAGUGUAAAGCCGUGGGAAAAUGAAUUAUUUCCCGGCUUUUUGAGAAUCAUGUGUGCAUGUUCGCUAGCAGAAGGCAGGGAGUGUAGCGUAGCAUGUUAACGUCACGUCUCUUAGGUUGGUUUCAGAAGAGCGCGCCGCGCCUUAUUUUGUCUACAAAAUUGAAUCUGUGUGGAUAAAAUGGACAUUAAACUCCACAUUCACACCCCCACCGCGUAUGUUUGAGAUUUCCUCCCUGUUUGCGGUGAGUUUUGGGGCACAGUCACCUGUUGUUUGAGUGACAAACAUGGAUUUCCUCACUCUGUUUGCGGUUUACGUGCUGCUGGUGCUGUCGUGUAUCGUCCUCGUCUGUAAAUAUUCAGGCCAACAACAAACUCCAUUUAACAUUCUCCUCAACUUCACCAUAAAGGUUUUUUCUCCAAUUACCCCAAAAUGGCUGCAGACUUUGUCACAGAGGAGUUUACACAGACUGUUCCAUCAGAGGAGCAACACGUUCAUCUAUCUGCACAUCCUCCUAGAGGGCGCCGUGUACGCAGAGUUCACGUACGAGGUGUUCGGCUUCUGCAGGGAGAUGGACACGACUCUGACCAGUCUGUCUGUGCCUUACAUCCUGCUGAUCAUCAAGACCUUCUUCUUCUACCUCUGCGUCAGGAGAGACCCAGGCACGGUGACUAAGAGGAAAGUGUCCGUGCAGGUGCUCAUGUACCCGUACGACAGGAGACUGUUUCACCCGGGAGUCUCCUGUCCCACCUGUCAGCUCGUCAAACCGGCUCGCUCCAAACACUGCCGAGUGUGUAACCGGUGCGUGCAGCGCUUCGACCACCACUGCGUCUGGGUGAACAACUGCAUCGGCGCUCAGAACACGCGCUACUUCCUGCUCUACCUCUUCAGCCUGUGUGCCAUGGCGGGAGACAUCGCCGUGCUGACGGCGGACAUGCUGCUCCACGCCGUGCUGCGCUCGGGGCUCCUGAGGGCCAGCUACAUCGACGAGCGCGGCGAGCGGCAGGCGGCGGGCGCUCUGUUUGUCAUACAGCAUCUGUUCCUGACGUUCCCCCGGAUCGUCUUCAUGUUGGGCUUCCUGCUCUUCGUCUUCUUCCUGCUGGCGGGUUACUCCUUAUUCCACUCCUACCUGGCCGUCGUUAACCAGACGUCCAACGAGUGGUACAAGAGCCGAGGCUACGUCUGUCAGCACUGCCACCCGAGGUCCACCGCAGGGGCAGCAGCAGGGGCAGUGGAUCAUCUCUGCAGUCCGGCAGCUCCGGAUCACUCCAGACGAUACUUCUACAGCCGAGGGCUUCUCAAAAACCUGGGUGAGGUUUUUUCCCCACCAGUGCCUGUUCGCAAAAAACACAAAUGAACAAAAAACAUGUGCCUUUUUUUGUUUAUAUGCUGCAUUGACUGUACAUUUACUGUCUGACUGGAGAAAUAAAGUAUUUGUUUAUGAUUUCUA